AUUUUUACCUCUGAGCCCAAGACUUCCCCAGAAUAGUUCCGGGCUAGGCGUCUUAUCCUAAUGUAACUAUUGUAUUAGAAGAGCUCCUUUUCACUGUCAAAAGUGUUUCGGGUGAAGAUGAGUUACAUUGUCUCCCUAAUUCUAGUCAUUUUGGUUUGAGAUAGGGAGGAGAGGAGAGGAAGAAGGAGGCAAGCCCGUCAGGGGCGUUCUCUCGAAUGGGUCCCAUGCUCGACUUCCGGUGGCCCGAAGAGACUGAUUUCCACUUUUGAGACCUUUCGGAGGUAUCUGCGAUUGCAUCUUUUCUGUUUUAACUACGGUUGUGUUAAUCGAAGUGAUUAAAGAUUUGUUUUCGAACUUCGCUCAAUAAGACUGAGAAAUUAAGUAACAGUAAGAAAAAUGUCGGUGACACUGCAUACAGAUGUAGGUGAUAUUAAAAUAGAAGUCUUUUGUGAGAGGACACCCAGAACAUGUGAAAAUUUCUUGGCUCUUUGUGCCAGUAAUUACUACAAUGGCUGUAUAUUUCAUAGGAAUAUCAAAGGUUUCAUGGUUCAAACAGGAGAUCCCACAGGUACCGGAAGAGGAGGAAACAGUAUCUGGGGCAGGAAAUUUGAGGAUGAAUACAGUGAAUAUCUUAAGGUAUGUCCCCAGUGCUUCAAAAUCUGUUUUCUUAUGUCUUGUUUACACUUGUAAACUUUG
Molecule: messenger RNA, 696 nt
Organism: Hipposideros armiger (great roundleaf bat)
Lineage: Eukaryota; Metazoa; Chordata; Mammalia; Chiroptera; Hipposideridae
Gene: PPIL3
Product: peptidylprolyl isomerase like 3
Exons: 5
Coding region: 397-690 (97 amino acids)
Biological process (GO): protein folding; protein peptidyl-prolyl isomerization
Cellular component (GO): catalytic step 2 spliceosome
Molecular function (GO): peptidyl-prolyl cis-trans isomerase activity
Source: RefSeq, a predicted model, not a curated record